CCGGUACUCUGCACGUGUACGUCGUGAGCAAACACACAUCAAUCAUGGAGCACGUCAAGACUCACUGCAGCGCACUGGUUCUGAUUGACCGAAACGCAUGACGCGAGAGGCAGCAGGAAGAGCGGCACCGGCGUCAAGAAUGCGAUGUAGUGCGCCUGACCACGUUUGUACUGCUCCUGGCUGAGCUUGCCGCUGUUCAUGAGCCGCACAUCACGCUGGCGCCGCUCGCGCAUCUUCCGCUCGCGGAGCUCCCUUUGGCGCCGAAGCUGCGCCGCCUUGUUUCUGUUGAGCGCGCCGUUCAGGUGGACCUGGACGGCGUUGUGCUCGCUUGCGUGCGUGGCGGGCGGGACGUCAGGAUGUGCCAGGGGACGCAAGCUAGAUGGCUGCUCUGAUCGUAAGUGCAGAAGCCGUUGGAGCUUGUCGCCGAUGGUGUCUCCAGGGAGCGGGCAGCCACAAUAGCUGUAUGGGACGCCGAAACGUUGCUGC
Molecule: messenger RNA, 486 nt
Organism: Fomitopsis serialis
Lineage: Eukaryota; Fungi; Basidiomycota; Agaricomycetes; Polyporales; Fomitopsidaceae
Exons: 1
Coding region: 199-459 (86 amino acids)
Source: RefSeq, a predicted model, not a curated record